This is a messenger RNA of Didymodactylos carnosus, 1233 nucleotides long. NCBI's taxonomy places the organism in Eukaryota, Metazoa, Rotifera, Eurotatoria, Philodinida, Philodinidae. The record is from the annotation of a GenBank genome assembly.
AUGUUGAGCCUGCAUACAAAAAUUCUCUCGACAAUUCGUAGUUUUUUCUUAUGGUUGUUUAAUUUAAUUUUUGAAUUUGUUAGAUCAAAAGUAUAUUCACAGAAAAUUGUCUUUAAUUGUGUUUGGGAAGAUCCACUUUUGGAUAUUGAAGCUCUUGAAAUAAGUGAAAAAGAUAACAUAAUGGCAAUUACAUCAGCUGGUUGUAAUAUUUUAACGUAUGUGCUUCAAAAACCAAAUCAUAUUUAUGCCAUCGAUAUAAAUCCUUGUCAAAAUGCUAUUCUUCAACUUAAAAUAGCUUGUAUUAAAGAAUUAGAUUUUCCAACAUUCUGGGAAAUUUGGGGACAUGGUAAACUUCGUGGAUUUUCUACAAAUAUUUAUCCACGUUUAAGAAGGCACCUUUCACAAGAAGCAAAAAAUUUUUGGGAUUCUCAUAAACAUUAUUUUGAUGGAAAAAGCUUCCGAAAUAGUUUUUAUUGGCGAGGAUGCUCUGGUAUGUUCGCUUAUACAAUUGGUGUGUACAUGUGGUUGAUUGGUGUUUCAAAACAUGUAGAGAGAAUGUUUAAUGCUCAGACUAUUGAAGAACAGAAAACGAUUUAUGAAAAGUAUGUGCAGAGAAGGCUAUGGAAUCCUAUAAUUAACAAAUUUUUAUCUUCUCCAUUUAUUCUUUCACAUUUGACUGGAGUCCCAAGUGUACAACAAAACUUAAUGAAACAGCCAAUUGGAGAUUUUAUUAGAAAUUCUAUAAAUACUGUUUUUACUGAGUUACCAUUAAAAACGAAUUAUUUUUAUCGUGUUUAUGUUUAUGGUGAAUAUACAAAACAAUGUUGUCCUGAAUUUUUAAAAGAAGAAAAUUUCAACAAAUUAAAAGAUGGUUUGAUUGAUAGAAUUUCAAUUCAUACCACAACAAUUACGAAUUUCUUGAAAGAACAUCAGAAAAAAGAUAUUAGUAGAUUUGUUUUACUCGAUCACAUGGACUGGAUGGCACAAACACCAAAUACUUUGGCCGAAGAAUGGCAACAAAUUUUUAAUAAUUCAACUGAAAAUUGCCGUUAUAUUUGGAGAAGUGUGUCAUUAAACGCAAUGUUUGUUAAUAAUACUUCAAUAACAUAUAAAGGAAAAGCAACAACAGUAAAGGAAUUAAUAACCUACAAACAAAGUUUAGCAACCAAAUUACACAAAGUUGAUAGAGUGCAUAGUUACGUUGCAUUCUUUAUUGCUCAUCUUCAUAACUAA